Molecule: messenger RNA, 1710 nt
Organism: Bombyx mandarina (wild silkworm)
Lineage: Eukaryota; Metazoa; Arthropoda; Insecta; Lepidoptera; Bombycidae
Gene: sqd
Product: RNA-binding protein squid
Biological process (GO): regulation of gene expression
Cellular component (GO): nucleoplasm; chromatin
Molecular function (GO): RNA binding
Source: RefSeq, a predicted model, not a curated record
UCGCGUCAUCGCGUAGUUCCUUUCUUCUGCAUUUGGCAUUCGUUGUUGAAGGUCGCGUGUAGACCAUAGUUUUAGUUUAAUUGUAAUUAUUAGGCGUAAUUUUAGUCAUGGCUAAUAACGAUAAUUUUGCACAAGAUAUUACCACCGACAACCAGCUUAAUGGAAAUGCAGAGAACGGUGGCGGUGAUUCGCAAGAUCAUAACAGUGCCGAGGCCCCAGGACGCGAUGACGACAGAAAACUUUUUGUUGGUGGGCUGAGCUGGGAGACCACAGAUAAGGAGCUCCGUGAUCAUUUUGGAGCAUACGGUGAAAUAGAGAGUAUUAAUGUAAAGACAGAUCCAAACACAGGCAGAUCACGAGGGUUUGCCUUCAUUGUGUUUAAGGCCCCAGAGUCAAUAGACAAGGUCAUGGCUGCUGGUGAACACACCAUCAACAACAAGAAAGUAGACCCAAAGAAGGCUAAAGCACGACAUGGGAAGAUUUUUGUCGGAGGACUCAGCAGUGAAAUCUCAGAUGAUGAAAUCAGAAACUUCUUCAGUGAAUUUGGAACUAUCUUAGAAGUGGAGAUGCCCUUUGACAAAACAAAGAACCAAAGAAAGGGCUUCUGUUUCAUCACAUUUGAAUCUGAGCAAGUUGUAAAUGAUUUGCUUAAGACUCCCAAAAGAACAAUUGGUGGAAAGGAGGUCGAUGUGAAGCGUGCAACACCAAAACCAGAUGGCCCCGGAGGCAUAGGCACGCGAGGUGGCCGCGGCGGACGCGGUGCCAGAGGAGGCCGCGGCGGCCGUGGUGGAUACGGCGGCCAACCUUGGGGUAACCAGGGUUACGGCGGCUACGGCUACGGUCAGGGUGGCUAUGGCGGCGGAUACGACAGCUACGGCUACGGGGGCUACGGUUACGAUGGCUACGGGGGCUACGGCGGUUACGAUUACUCUGGAUACCCUAAUUACGACUACGCCGGGUACGGAGGGUACGAGGGCGGGUACGGCGCACGUCAGCCUCCGCGAGGGAAAGGGUACCAGGGGGGCAAGACGCGCGGGGGAGGCGGCGGAGCGCGGACCACACAGCGACACCAACCCUACUAGCUACUGCGACACACGAUACACUACCACUCAGGUUAAGUGACCGGUGAUGAGCGCCCUCGCUGCCGUCCUGCCGCCGUGAGGGCGCGUCAUUCCAUUCCACGUUUAAUGUAAUUUAAGAGAGUAAUCGUUGUAAGAAUUUAAGGAUAAAACAGUGUCGUGGUCGCGCUCGUCGACUAACGUCUCGAUUUAUUAUAAUAUAGUAUGAUUUAUAGUUUCUGAGUAUUAUUGCUGAUUGAAUAGACUGACAUUAUUUGUCGAAAAUUUGGUACCUACUAAUUUAAUAAAACAAAUUAAUGGUAGCAGGAACCAGUGCCGAAAGGUAUAAUAUAUCUACAAAUAGAUGUGUGAAUGUGAAUGUGAAUGCGUGAGCUUGUGUGCGAGCCGCCCUCAACUACGACAGUAGAUACUCUGGAUCUCAGACAAAUGUUGUAGUAUAUAUUUUUAAUUAAUUCGGGUGAUGCGCCUCAGUUUUCAGAAUCAUGUAUUUUUUACAAAGUAGUUGUUUCUUCCAUUGAAUAGGGAUGAAAUUAAAUUUUUAGAAUAAGCUAUCUGACAUGAACAAACUACCAGAGAUACACACAAGAUGUAUGUCGUAAUAAAAAUCUGUAAAUAAAAUAAUUGACUUUUA